AUGACCUCACAUUCUUAUUGUCCUGGUUUUAAGUGGACGGAUAACGCCCUCCGGAAGGCCUGGCCCCGCAGGGCCUGCCUCGGUGCUGCGCGAACGAGGGCUCCUACGCCGCCCUGCAUUAAUGCCCGCGUUCCGGACGCCUGCCCGUCACCGGCGGGGCCCGGAGGUGCAGUUGGGCCCUUGCUCCCCCACCAGAAUUCACAUUUCGGCCCAGUCGCUCACUACAGGUGUGACCUUGGGGUAGAGCCAGGGGAGGAGCUGGAGGAGGAGGACUCUCCAGGCGGCCGUGAGGAUGGCUUCACUGCUGAGCACCUGGCUGCCGAGGCCAUGGCGGCUGACAUGGACCCCUGGUUGGUGUUUGAUGCCCGUACCACACCUGCCUCCGAGCUGGAUGCCUGGUUAGCCAAGUACCCACCGUCCCAAGUUACCCGCUAUGGGGACCCCAGCUCACCCAACUCUGAGCCCGUGGGCUGGAUUGCAGCGUAUGGGCAGGGCUACAUCCCCAACUCCGGCGACGUGCAGGGCCUGCAAGCAGCCUGGGAGGCUCUGCAGACCGGUGGGCGGCCCAUCACCCCGGGUACCCUUCGCCAGCUGGCCAUCACCCACCACGUGCUCUCGGGCAAGUGGCUGAUGCACCUGACACCUGGCUUCAAGCUGGACCACGCCUGGGCUGGCAUUGCUCGGGCCGUGGUCGAGGGCCGGCUUCAGGUGGCCAAAGUGAGCCCACGGGCCAAGGAGGGUGGGCGCCAGGUCAUCUGUGUUUACACGGACGACUUCACGGACCGCUUGGGUGUGCUGGAGGCAGAUGCAGCUAUCCGUGCGGCGGGCGUUAAGUGCCUGCUCACCUACAAGCCUGACGUCUACACCUAUCUGGGCAUCUACCGGGCCAACCGUUGGCACCUCUGCCCCACUCUGUAUGAGAGCCGUUUCCAACUGGGGGGCAGUGCGCGUGGCUCCCGUGUGCUGGACCGCGCCAAUAACGUGGAACUGACUUAGUGGGGCCACCUGUGGAAGACCACCCUCUGCGCCCCCUGCUAGGGAUGGGUCCUCCUGUCUUCCUCCUUCCUGUCCCAAGGGGGCCAAGUCCCCCAGCUCUGAGGACUAGGUCACGCUGGAACUGCCUGCAUCUUCAAUCCCUUUGAACUUCCGCCCUCUGUUCAGGGCUGACUUAAGUCCCCAUCAGCUGGAGGCUCUGGCUCUCUGAGGGCCGGACCCUCAGACUCUGCUGCUGCUGCCCCUCUGCCAUCCAGGACCACAGUCUGGGGCCAGACCCCCAGGAGGAGAACCCUCCUUGGCCAUCCUCAUCCUUGGUUUUACCUUCCCUUCCUGCAUCCCUCCCCGUCUUAUCUUCUCCCUCACGAGAGAGAAAACUUAGUGCUUCCAGUCCCUCCUUGGAGCAGAGGCCCUGCAGGUCCGAGCAUGCCGUUUUUUGGAGGGGGGGGGUGAUUGUACCCACUCAGCCCCUGGCAAAGAAAGGGGAUGCCAGGGCCAUGGACAUGGGGUCUAUCUACCCUCCCUGUCGCUUCACAGUCUGCACCACCUCCCCCCCUUCCUUCACUACCUUGUCAUGUGCCUGCUCUUGGCAUCUCAAUAAAACCCAGCUUGGGUCUGUG
Myotis davidii is the source of this 1613-nucleotide messenger RNA. RefSeq names its product chromosome unknown open reading frame, human C11orf68. Bases 1 to 996 code for a protein of 331 amino acids. The record is from RefSeq and is a predicted model, not a curated record. Lineage: Eukaryota; Metazoa; Chordata; Mammalia; Chiroptera; Vespertilionidae. The transcript is spliced from 3 exons.